AUGUAUCGAUCAAUAAUACGUUCAAUAUUUAAUCAAAAUUUUAUAUUAAAAAGAUUUUCAUCAAAUACCAAUGAUUUUGUUCAUGUUAAAAUAAUUGAUCGUGAUGGAAAAUUAAUAAAUUCAAAAGCUAAAAUAGGCUCAAAUAUGCUUGAUGUUGUUUUGGAUAAUAAAUUAGAUAUUGAUGGCUUUGGAGCAUGCGAAGGUACACUUGCUUGUUCAACGUGUCAUGUUAUACUUGAUAGUGAAAACUAUAAGACACUACCAGAACCUGUUGAAGAAGAAAAUGAUAUGCUAGAUUUAGCAUAUGGAUUAACACCAACAUCUCGACUUGCAUGCCAAAUUAUUGUUGAACCACGUAUGAAAGAUUGGGUUUUUGUUGUACCGAAGGAUGUAAAUGAUCAACGGUGA
Rotaria socialis is the source of this 408-nucleotide messenger RNA. The record is from the annotation of a GenBank genome assembly. Lineage: Eukaryota; Metazoa; Rotifera; Eurotatoria; Philodinida; Philodinidae.